UCCUAGGGUUUUCGGAAACCCCCUUUUCUUGUUCUCCAGAGCUCCAAUGGCGGAUGAAUCGGCGUACGCUCCUCGGCAUGACAACAAGCGGAGGCUGGAUGACUCUCCUCCACCGCCAUGGCCUGCUCGCCGGCAGUCGGGCUUCUCCUCGCCCCUUGUGGACGGCCAGUCGGGGGCGGCGGCGUCCUAUAACAGCGUCCCGCCUCCGCCUGACGGGAUCCAGCUCGCGAAACAGCGGGCCCAAGAAAUUGCGGCUAAGAUAUUCAGCGAGGCCGGGGCGAAGCGCCCGAAGGUCGACAACGGCGUCUCUAGCGGGGAUGAAUCUAGCGAUAAGGGAUUCGGCUCUGGGCCGUCUGAUCAUUUCCAAAAGUCUAUGGGUCAGCAAUUGCCCUCACAAGUUGGUUUCUCUUCUCCAGCACCAUUUUCUUCAUAUGGCUAUCAGGGUUCCGGCAAAAAGAUUGAGAUUCCAAAUGGAAGAGUUGGUGUGAUCAUUGGCAAGGGUGGAGAAACGAUCAAAUAUCUUCAAGUUCAAUCAGGAGCCCGAAUUCAAGUAACUAGGGAUGCGGAUGCUGAUCCUGGUGCACAGUUCAGAAAUGUGGAGCUCAUGGGUACUGCUGAGCAAAUCAGCAAGGCUGAACAGCUAAUUAAGGAAGUCAUUGCUGAGGCUGAUGCUGGUGGUUCUGGUACAGUUUCUGCUCGAAAAUACGGAGGCUCUCAAGCUGGUGUUGAACAUUUUUCUAUGAAAGUUCCUAACAACAAGGUUGGCCUAAUCAUUGGUAAAGGUGGGGAGACAAUAAAGAAUAUGCAAACCAAAUCUGGAGCUCGUAUUCAGUUGAUACCUUUGCAUUUGCCACCUGGUGAUUCAUCAACAGAAAGAAAUCUACAUGUUGAUGGCACUCCAGAACAGAUUGAAAUAGCAAAACAAUUAGUCAAUGAAAUCAUAAGUGAGAAUCGUGCCAGGAAUCCAUCUAUGGGAGGUUAUCCUCCACAAUAUGGCGCUCCCCGACCUCCAACAAGCUGGGGCCCACCUGGGCCACCUCCCAUGCAACAGCCUGGUUAUGGUUACAUGCAGCCAGGAACAUACCCAGGGCAGCCUCCUCAGUAUAACAUGCCCCAAUCUGCUUAUGGUGGCUAUCCACCCGCACCUUCAUCAGGCGGAUACUCUACUGGUUGGGACCAAUCCUCUAAUCCACCUUCUCAACAAGCUACAGCAGGAGGUGGCUAUGAUUAUUACAAUCAGCAGCAGUCUGUUGGGAACUCUUCUGCCCCUGCUGACAAUAACAGCAGUUAUAACUACGGGCAGCCACCAACUGGCGGCUACAACUCUCAAGGAUCAUACAGCGAUGCUUACCCACAAUCAGCUGCUGCAGGGCAACAGUCAAGCCAUGGGCAGGACAGCUAUUCUGCUGGUUACCAAGCUCCCCCGGCACAGACUGGCUAUGAUCAACAAGGGUAUGCUUCCGCCCCUGGUUAUGGAGGACCUCCUAACCCGACCUCUGAUGGCUCAGCUUCAACAUAUGGCACCCAAGGAGGAACUGCUCAUGCUCCUCCAGCUCAACAAGCACCGCCAGUCCAGCAAUCCUCAGCCCCACAGAGUUCACAGGGCUACGCCUCUCAACAAACUGGAUAUGGCGUGCCACCACCAACUUCUCAGCCAGGAUAUGCAAGCCAGACCCUGCAGAGUGGAUAUGCGCAAUCAGGAUCUAUGACACAGCCAAGCUAUGGGCAGGGUCCAAGGCCACCCGCUUACCCCCAAGGCCAACAGCCACAGUCUGCGCAAGCUGGCUACAGCACCGGCAUGGUUCAACCAGGAUACAGCCAAGUGCCACCAGCACAAGCCGGUUAUGCUCAAGAGUCUCACCAUCGAGGUUAUGGUCAGCCCCCGUCAUAUGGUGCACCACCCCAGAGCCAACCACCUUAUGCUCAACAGUCAUAUGGUGAUACCUAUAGUGGUGGUGGGUAUGCCCAGCCUCCAGCAUUCUCUAGUGAAACCACUGCUACUGGUGCCUAUGAUGCCCCUGCUGCUGCCCAGACUGCCUCUACUGGAACUGCCAAAGCUUCCCCAAAGAGUUAAUUUUCCCUAGACUAGUCCAGCCAUGCUUAGCUCUUUAUUUUAAAUCUUUCAGUUUUGACGUUUGUUGCCUUCUAGAAUUGUCAUGCUUUUCAUCUUGUCUUUCUUUAUUUUUAUGUGCAACUCCCUGGAGAGCUUAAUUCUAGCUACUAAAGCUUUGUUAUUAUGUGAUCUUUUAAGACGAUAUGAUGUCACUACUGCUUGGUUUAUUUUCA
Messenger RNA from Dioscorea cayenensis subsp. rotundata (Guinea yam), 2286 nucleotides. RefSeq names its product far upstream element-binding protein 2-like. Gene Ontology annotation, biological process: regulation of gene expression. The transcript has 7 exons. The coding region runs from base 47 to 2074 and encodes 675 amino acids. Gene Ontology annotation, cellular component: cytoplasm. The record is from RefSeq and is a predicted model, not a curated record. NCBI's taxonomy places the organism in Eukaryota, Viridiplantae, Streptophyta, Magnoliopsida, Dioscoreales, Dioscoreaceae. Gene Ontology annotation, molecular function: mRNA binding.